GAGUGACCUACAGGUGUAAAGCCGCCACACUUGGAGUUCAAGGCCUUUUCCUUUUAUCAGGCGCCCCUUGACGUAUGCCUGGAUUACGAUGGUUACGUCGUCUAUCUACCUGUGGUGUCAACAUUGCUCGUUGUUUACCCGUAUCUUGUAUUUUUAAAAGUCGAGUUGCAAAAAGUGUCACAGCUCGUCUUUCCCUAGGAUUAUUUACCAUCUAUUUACUGCUUUUUGAAAUCUACUUGGUAUUGCCUUCGUUAUUUGGUCGUGAAGUUCACCUCACAUACUGCAUAUUACUGGUUAUUUAUGCAUUUUUCUAUGCAAGCGUUAUAAAAUGCAUUUUUGUAGACCCGAGUAUUCGUGGUCUCUUGCUUUCUUCGAAGUCAAAACCUGAUUGGAGUUAUUGUCUUACAUGCCAAACUGUGCGACCACCUCGUGCUCACCAUUGCUUUGAUUGUGGCACAUGUGUUCUGCGACGUGACCAUCAUUGUACUAUCAUAGCUCAGUGUAUUGGUCAUGCAAAUUGGCGAUAUUUUUGUAAUACUCUAUUCUAUGGUAUGCUAGGCUGUAUAUUUAUGAGUUAUUAUAAUCUACAGCUGAUAUUUCAAUCAGACUAUUUCCCGUUAACAUGGUCAGCAUACUAUCGUUUAUUGUGCAUAUUAGCACCGCCUGGUUUUAUGUGGUUAACUGGUUAUUUAACAUUUUUACAAAGUUUUGUAUUUUUAACAACAAGUCUAUCCUUUUUUACAGCUUGUCUUUUGUGCGUAUUUAUUAUUUACCAGUUUAAUAUGAUGUUGUGUAAUCAGACAAUGUUUGAAAGAGCAUUCCAUUCAUUCAGUCGUCAUCAUAAUCACACUAAUAAUAAUAAUAAUAAUAGUAAUAAUAAUGAUAAUAGUUAUACUGAUUAUAGUAGUCCAGCUGUAAGAACCUAUCAACAACAGAAGGAGAAGGAAGAGACGGAGACAUUGAAGACAUCAUCAUCAACUACUGCUCAACAGCAACAGCUACCAGGCUACAAUAACUCAUCGCCGUGUAUGUAUAAUAUCGGUUAUAUAAAUAAUAUUAAACAGUACUUGGGUGAACGUUGGAUUUUAGCUUUUCUCUGUCCUCUAGUCAAUUCUCCAUUGACUACAGAUGGUUUAACCUAUCCAAUAUCAGAUGGCGUGAAAUUUAAAUGAAGGAGAUACAAUUUUACCCUUUUUUUGUUUUCUCCCUUGUUUUCCUUUUGUUUUUCUCUUCUUCUUCGAUCUCUUCUUCUUUUGAGCUUGUCUAUGUAUUUUGUUUAUUUUCUGAAAAAUUGUUUGACGUGCGAUUUCGUCCAUAUAUAUAUUGACAAACCAGUAUCCUAAUUUGUAAAGAAAAUAUAAACGUAUGUAAGUA
Trichobilharzia szidati is the source of this 1374-nucleotide messenger RNA. The record is from the annotation of a GenBank genome assembly. NCBI's taxonomy places the organism in Eukaryota, Metazoa, Platyhelminthes, Trematoda, Strigeidida, Schistosomatidae.